AUGACGGACACAGUGAUGGCUCAGUCGCAGGAGGCAGGCAUAGUAACCAUCGACCAGCUGAAGAAUGACUCCAAGGAGAACAAUCCAGCGACUUCGAUCGAGCUUGUUGAUAACCCAUCAUUGCGGAUCGUGCCGCCUCUCAACUUCUGUCCAGUUGAAAAGUCUUUGUAUCGUUCAGGCCAACCUUCAACCAUCAAUCAUUCAUUUUUGAAGGAACUGAACCUGAAAUCGAUCAUUUGGCUUGCUAUUGAAGACCCUCAGGACAACUUCCUCAAGUUCAUAGAGGACAACAACAUCAACUUCUUCUACAAUCUUGGAUUUACCGGAAUAGAUAGCAAUUCAUGGGAUGGACUAUCAGAGGCAUCUAUCCGCGAAGCUUUGGAGAUAAUUUCCGACAAGAAACACUACCCUUUGUUGGUUUGUUGCGGUAUGGGAAGACAUCGUACAGGAACCAUCAUUGGAUGCCUCCGCAAACUGCAGGGCUGGAAUCUAGCAAGUGUUAGUGAGGAAUACCGGAGAUUCACUGGAGUGAGAGGAGGCCGGAUUCUGGUGGAACUGUUGAUCGAGGCUUUCGAUGUCAGUGCCAUAGACAUCAAUCCCGAGACGGCACCGGAAUGGUUGAUACGAUGA
Molecule: messenger RNA, 630 nt
Organism: Kuraishia capsulata CBS 1993
Lineage: Eukaryota; Fungi; Ascomycota; Pichiomycetes; Pichiales; Pichiaceae
Exons: 1
Coding region: 1-630 (209 amino acids)
Biological process (GO): protein dephosphorylation
Molecular function (GO): phosphatase activity
Source: RefSeq, a predicted model, not a curated record